Molecule: messenger RNA, 3435 nt
Organism: Condylura cristata (star-nosed mole)
Lineage: Eukaryota; Metazoa; Chordata; Mammalia; Eulipotyphla; Talpidae
Gene: MMS19
Product: MMS19 nucleotide excision repair homolog (S. cerevisiae)
Exons: 31
Coding region: 279-3371 (1030 amino acids)
Biological process (GO): iron-sulfur cluster assembly
Cellular component (GO): cytosolic [4Fe-4S] assembly targeting complex; MMXD complex
Source: RefSeq, a predicted model, not a curated record
GCGGGGCCGGGAUUAUUCGCCCUCAAUAGCCCCGGGCUGCGUGCCCAGCAGCCGUCUUCCCUCCCCGCGCCACCGCCCCGACUCCAGGCCCCGCCCUUCAGGGAGGGACCGUCCCAUCCCUCCCUGGAACUGCCUGGCCUGGAGCCGGCAGGCACGUGACCCAGGGAGCGCCCCGCCCCCUCGGCCUCGGCCAGGCGAUUGGCUCUGGAGGCGCGUGCGCCGAGAGGCGCGUCCCGUGCCACCGCCCACUUCCCCUCCCACGGGCUUCAGUCGGCGUCAUGGCUGCCGCCGCCGCUCUGGAGGCGGUGGCGCCUACGGACGCCCUGUGGGGCCUCGUGCAAGACUUCGUCAUGGGUCAUCAGGAGAGCCCCGCUGACCAAGUAGCUGCAGAUGUGAAAUCUGGCAGCUACACAGUGUUGCAAGUGGUAGAAGCACUUGGGUCCUCCCUAGAUAAUCCGGAACCUCGAAUUCGGGCACGAGGAAUCAAGCUUUUGUCACAGGUGCUACUCCAGUGUCAUCCCUUUCUCCUGGAGAAAGAAGUGGUGCACCUGAUCCUGUUCUACGAGAACCGGCUAAAGGACAAUCCUCUUCUGAUCCCGCCUGUCCUACAGGGCUUGAGGGCACUUAGCCACUAUGUGGCCUUACCCACAGGAUUAGCUGUCUCUGUGCUUAAAGCCAUCUUCCAGGAGAUCCACGUACCGGCCCUGUCACAGGCAGACCGAUACACUGUCUACACUAUUAUCACCAAUUUCAUGCGAACCCGAGAAGACGAGCUGAGGGGUCUUGGAGCUGACUUCACCUUUGGUUUCAUCCAGGUGAUGGAUGGGGAAAAAGAUCCCCGAAAUCUUUUGGUGGCCUUUCGCAUCGUCCAGGACAUCAUCUCCAGGGGCUAUAGUCUGGGACCCUUUGUGGAGGAGUUAUUUGAAGUGACAUCCUGUUACUUCCCCAUUGACUUUAUCCCUCCACCUAAUGAUCCUCAUGGUAUCCAGAAAGAAGAUCUCAUCCUGAGUCUUCGAGCUGUGUUGGCUUCUACACCACAGUUUGCUGAGUUCCUGUUGCCCUUGCUGAUUGAGAAAGUGGACUCUGAGAUUGUAGGAGCCAAGCUGGAUUCUCUGCAGACUCUGAGUGCUUGCUGUGCUGUCUAUGGACAGAAGGAGCUGAAGGAUUUCCUGCCCAGCCUCUGGGCUUCCAUCCGCAGAGAGGUGUUCCAGACGGCAAGUGAACGGGUGGAGGCAGAGGGCCUAGAGGCCCUCCGCUCCCUGACUGCGUGUUUGUCUCGCUCUGUGCUGAGGGCCGAUGCUGAGGACCUCCUUGACUCCUUUCUCAGCAACAUUGAACAGGACUGCAGGCACCAUCUGUGUGAACCGGACAUGAAAUUGGUGUGGCCUAGUGCCAAACUGUUGCAGGCGGCUGCAGGUGGAUCUGCCCGAGCCUGUGACCACAUCACCAGCCACGUGCUGCCACUGCUGCUGGAACAGUUCUCCAAGCACAGCCAGAGCCACCAGCGGCGGACAAUCCUUGAAAUGAUCGUGGGUUUCUUGAAGCUACAGCAGAAAUGGAUCUCUGAAGACAAGGAUGAAAGGCCCCUGCGAGGCUUCAAGGACCAGCUGUGCUCGCUGGUCUUCACAGCCCUGACAGACCCCAGCACCCAGCUUCAGCUUGUUGGCAUCCGUGCUCUCGUGGUGUUGGGGGCUCAGCCAGGCCUACUGUCUCCUGGGGACCUGGAGUCAGCAGUGGGUCACCUAUACAGACUCAGCUUCCUGGACGAGGAUCCCCAGAAUUGCAGGGUGGCAGCACUGGAAGCAUCGGGAAAACUGGCCGCUCUCCACCCUGUGGUCUUCAGCAGCCACCUAGUGCCCCGGCUUGCUGAGGAAUUACGCAUAGAAGAGUCGGAUUUGGCUAAAGGGGAUAGGCCCACCAGGCGCUCCCGGCACUUGUGCUGUCUGCAAGCCCUGGCAGCUAUAUCAACACAUCCCAGCAUUGUCAAAGAGACGCUCCCACUGCUGCUACAGCAUCUCGGCCAGAUGAACAAAGGCAACAUGGUUGCAGGACCAGCUGAAGUCAUUGUCGUCUGUCAGAGCCUCCAGCAGGUGGCAGAAAAAUGCCAGCAGGACCCUGAGAGCUGCUGGUACUUCCAUCAGACGGCCGUGCCUUUCCUGUUGGCCUUGGCUGUGCAGGCUUCCAUGCCAGAAAAGGAGCCCUCAGUUCUGGGGAAAGUGCUGUUGGAGGAGGAGGUGUUGGCCGCCGUCGUGGCUGUCAUUGGCGCCGCCACCACACACUUGAGCCCUGACUUAGCCGCCCAGAGCGCCACUCGCAUUGUGCCCCUCUUCUUGGAUGGCGACAUCUCCCUUCUGCCUGGAAACAGCUUCCCUUGCAGAUUCCAGCCAUUCCAGGGUGGCUCCUCAGGACAGAGAAGGCUGGUGGCACUGCUUAUGGCCUUUGUCUGUUCCCUGCCGCGAAAUGUGGAAAUCCCUCAGCUGAACCAACUCAUGCGGGAGCUUUUAGAGCUGAGCUGCUGCCCCAGCUGCCCCUUCUCCUCCACUGCUGCUGCCAAGUGCUUUGCAGGACUCCUCAACAAGCACCCUGCAGGGCAACAGCUUGACGAGUUCCUACAGCUGGCUGUGGACAGAGUGGAGGCAGGCCUGAGCAGUGGGUCCUGUCGUAGCCAGGCCUUCAUACUGCUUCUCUGGGUGACAAAGGCCCUUGUACUCAGAUACCAUCCUCUCUGCUCCUGCCUCACAAACCGGCUCAUAGGCCUCCUAAAGGAUCCAGAACUAGGUGCAGUAGCAGCAGAUGGCUUCUCCGUGCUCAUGUCUGACUGCACUGACGUGUUGACUCGUGCAGGCCAUGCUGAAGUGCGGAUCAUGUUCCGCCAGCGGUUCUUCACAGACAACAUGCCUGCUUUGGUUCAAGGCUUCUAUGCCGCUCCCCAAGAUGUAAAGUCCAACUACAUGAAGGGUCUGUCUCACGUACUUAACAGACUGCCUAAGUCUGUGCUCUUGCCAGAGCUGCCCACGCUGCUUUCCUUGCUGCUGGAGGCCCUGUCCUGUCCUGACAGUGUGGUACAGCUCUCCACCCUCAGCUGCCUUCAGCCUCUUCUGCUGGAAGCACCGCAAGUCAUGUGUCUUCACGUCGAUACCCUCGUCACCAAGUUUCUGAACCUCAGCUCUAACCCCGCCAUGGCCAUCCGGAUCGCCGCGCUGCAGUGCAUGCAUGCGCUCACAUGCCUGCCCACCCCUGUGCUGCUGCCGUACAAACCGCAGGUGAUCCGGGCCUUAGCCAAACCCCUGGAUGACAAGAAGAGGCUGGUGCGCAAGGAAGCAGUGUCCGCCAGGGGAGAGUGGUUUCUGCUAGGGAGCCCUGGCAGCUGAGCUGUCGGUCCUGGCCAAGACUGCUCCCACUGACAAUCUGAUCUGGAACUACUAAUGAACGAGC